AUGUCUCUUACAAAAAUCUCCCUACUCCUCCUUUGCCUCUUCUGUUUCUACUCCAAAACGGCCAAGUCGCAGAACUGCAGUUGCGCACCGAACCUCUGUUGUAGUCAACACGGUUACUGUGGUACCAGCGAUGCUUAUUGUGGUACUGGGUGUCAGUCAGGUCCUUGUGGGACUAACCAAACCGGUUCCGUCUCUAACACUCCUGCCUACUGCGGUUGCUCCCCGAUCCUCUGCUGCAGUCAGCAUGGUUUUUGCGGUAUCACGGAUGCUUAUUGUGGUUCCAGUUGCCAAUCAGGUCCUUGCAAGAAAAGUAGAGAGCUAUCAACUAGUGAUGGAUCUUGGAUCUAG
This is a messenger RNA of Microthlaspi erraticum, 348 nucleotides long. NCBI's taxonomy places the organism in Eukaryota, Viridiplantae, Streptophyta, Magnoliopsida, Brassicales, Brassicaceae. The record is from the annotation of a GenBank genome assembly.